Molecule: messenger RNA, 1336 nt
Organism: Cuscuta campestris
Lineage: Eukaryota; Viridiplantae; Streptophyta; Magnoliopsida; Solanales; Convolvulaceae
Source: the annotation of a GenBank genome assembly
GAACGAUGUUGAUAUUCUUCCGAGGUAGGGGACUGCUUGGUAUCAAGAUGGCAGACACCAAGGCAGAGUUCCUCUUGAUUUAUGGAAAUUUUUAAGUUGUUCACCAAAAUGCCAAGGACGAUAUUGACAUGGAAAAGAUUCUCCACCGAGAUUGACAUGGACGAUAUUGUCGGCUCAUCGGAACAAAGAUCUAAGCCUCACAUGAACCUAGAUGACGAGGAUGUCAUUCCACACCCGAUCAAAAAAAAGAAAGCAAAAUCAAUUGCGUCGGGUUCUGGGUCCAACUUUGUUUCCUCUCACGAUGAUACCAGGCGACAAAUGGUUGAACAAAUGCAGUUGUUUAAUCUUUGGGAAGAUGAGAGGGAGAAACAGAGAAUAGAGAACAUUUUCAACCUCUUCAACCAGAGAGAUCAAGCAUUGGUGUUUCACAUAUUGUGCUCAAUAUGGAAGACCCGAAAUGACAGAGUUUGGCGGGGUAAAAACUCGACCCCAAUAGGUACGUGGCUAAAAGCUAAAGCUCAUUUUGAGGAGUGGUGGUCGUUAGCUCCGCCAAUGGUAGGAACGCCAGUGGGGGUCACAGGAAGUUCACGGUCAAGACCACGUGAUGGAUUUGUGAAGGUUAAUAUUGAUGCAUCCACAGGCUUGGUUGAUGAUAUGAUGGGAGUGGGUUUCAUCGCUCGCAAUGACCUUGGAGUAUUUUUGGCGGCUAAGAAUAAAUCUUUUAGGGGCAGCUACGGUCCCAAGGAGGCAGAGGCGGUGGCAGUUAAGGAGGCCCUUAGUUGGAUCAAAUCAAAAGGUUGGAUGCAGGUCGCAGCCCGUCGUCUCCCAGUAAUCGUCGAGUCACAAAGCAGCUCCCAAAAGAGCUGUAAACGGAAUCGGCAACCAUCUCGCUCCAAGGAAUCGGCAGCCAUCUUGCUCCAAGGAAUCGGCAAAUCGCUCCGAUCUUUCUCGUCGGUUCUUGACGAGCCAUACGGCGGACCGCCAUCUCCUCGGCGCUUCCUCCGACGAACGACGGCCUCUACGUCGAAGUUUUGUCUCAGACAAAUAGAACACCAAACUCAACAAAGCAUCGGUGCUUCUUCACAAUCAACUGCAAACACUAAUGUUAUUACUUCCGAAGCAGUUGUUCCAGAUCAAGGUACAGAACUCAAUGCUAAAAAAAGAAAGUUGACUUCUCGGGUUUGAGAUUAUUAUGACAGGGACUGUCUUGGAGGUGGUAAAGUUAUUGCAACUUGCUUGGGAUGUAAAUGAAAAUUCGAUGGAUCAAGACUGGUACUACUCACCUGAAAAAUCAUAAUGAUGUUCGCCCUCUUUCUAAGAAAUUGGUUGAUAUUAU